UCUACCUCACAAUCAACAUGCUUACCAAGUUCAUCUUUGCUUUCGCCUUCGUGGCCAUGGCCCUCGCCCGCCCUGAGGAGACCCCAGGCUAUGAUUACUCAGCGCCUUCCUCACCCGGCAAGUACGACUUCAACUAUGCUGUCAAGGACGACUACUCUAACAACAACUACGGUCACCAGGAGGAUCGCGAUGGCUAUGGUGCCCAGGGUUCCUACUACGUCCUCCUUCCCGACGGUCGUCUGCAGAAGGUCACCUACUCCGUCAACGGCGACUCUGGCUUCGUGGCCGAGGUCAGCUACGAGGGAGAGGCCCAGUACCCUGCCGAACAUCCUUCCUACAAGCCGACCCCUUCCUAUGCCUAACCGAUCAUUCCUGCAAGACUAUCCCUUAUGAAACGAUUGACAGGUUACAAUACUAUUUAUUGCUUGCAUGAUUUAUCUAUAACUCUAUAUCAAUAAUGCAAUAUCAUGAAACAGAC
Molecule: messenger RNA, 478 nt
Organism: Penaeus vannamei (Pacific white shrimp)
Lineage: Eukaryota; Metazoa; Arthropoda; Malacostraca; Decapoda; Penaeidae
Source: RefSeq, a predicted model, not a curated record